Haemonchus placei is the source of this 1224-nucleotide messenger RNA. NCBI's taxonomy places the organism in Eukaryota, Metazoa, Nematoda, Chromadorea, Rhabditida, Trichostrongylidae. The record is from the annotation of a GenBank genome assembly.
AUGACACGCCUUAGCGCCGACCUCAGACGUGGUUUGAGUCUAAUUCGCCAAAGUGCCAAUGAAACAAAUCAUACGGAUUCGGUGACCGAACAUACAUUCCCGGUGUGUCGAGUGGAUCGACAAAAUAUUCUAGUCGUUUCGGUGAAAUACGUGAAAUCAGAACGAAUGCCUGUUCCUGUCGGAUUAUGCCUUACACUCGGUGCUCUACCGACUGAUCAGUGGUUAGUACCGAGUCCAGUAGGAUCGCCAACUGAAGACUGCCCAUUGACAGCGACAACACCAGAAACGAUCGCAAUAUCUAGUCUGAAGCAUAAACCACGGCCGUCGUUAUCGCCGCCCAGCACAGAUGGUCCGUCGCCAAAAUUUUCUGCCAUCGCUGGUGUCGAUGAUGAGCGUCCUGCUCGUCGAGUACUGUCGGCUUCUGUGUUGUCACCUCAAGAGGAAAGCCGAUACGACUCCCACGAAAUCGACAUCCUAGCCAGUCGCCUGCAAACGAUUCAAGGUGAACGAGGGCGACAACGGACAAAAAGUGGUGGCUCAUUAUUCAAUAAGAUCACUGGACUGCCAUUACAUUCGAGUCCAGCGCCUUUAUCCCGUCAAAGAAACAGUCUGUCAGCCUCCGAUAUUGUACUGCCGGAAUCACGCCUUCCACGUCAUCAACCUGGUAGUCUUCUGGGAAAUUUCGAAGAAAGCGCUCUUAAUGGCCGACUUGAUCCCGUGAAGAAACUUGACGGUUUCAAAUUACAAUUAGCUUUGACUUUGCCUCGGCUAGUAAUGUUGACUUUAUUCGAUAUGAAUAUUCAGGGCACAUGCUCGUUAGAAUCACUUGGAAGGCGAGGCUAUCGUAUUCCAAAACAGGGAACAAUUCAAGCUACACUCUUCAAUCCUCAGGAUACAGUGGUGAAAGUGUUUGUAGUUACAUACGAUAUGUCUGAUAUGCCGCCAUCGUCACAGACGUUUAUACGUCAAAGAACAUUUCUUGGAACGGAUGAGAAUUUGAAGGCGGAAAAACAUCUUGUCAACUUAAUACACUUCCGGUUAGCAACGGAUCGUCGAUGUCGCCUCUAUCUCCACACUGACGUGCGGAUGCUGUUUUCUCAGAACAAUACGCUGGACGCAUUGAACCUGGAACUGAAUGGUCGUGUCGGACAGAAUUCGGGUCGAUAUCGUCUGAUUGUCGAAACGGAACUGCCACGACAUCCACGCUAUUCACCAAAGAAAUGA